Molecule: messenger RNA, 1476 nt
Organism: Musa acuminata AAA Group (dessert banana)
Lineage: Eukaryota; Viridiplantae; Streptophyta; Magnoliopsida; Zingiberales; Musaceae
Product: probable WRKY transcription factor 65
Exons: 3
Coding region: 465-1283 (272 amino acids)
Biological process (GO): regulation of DNA-templated transcription
Cellular component (GO): nucleus
Molecular function (GO): DNA-binding transcription factor activity; transcription cis-regulatory region binding
Source: RefSeq, a predicted model, not a curated record
CUCAUCGCUUCAAUAAUAGAAGGGCAUGGCUGGGGCUGCUACCACUAAUAUAUUGGCAUGAUGGUGGGGACGGGCCUCUUUCAGUAGUUUAGGUGGAGUUAUGUGCCCCCACAUCGCUUCAUCCUCUUCCUCUCCCCGUGCAGUCAUGGCGAGCAACUCGUAGACAAAGUCUAGCCCAGGCGACCCGGCCAUUAUGUGCUUUUUUAAUAGCUUGGAUGUGCGCCUGCGAUGACUACUAGAACUGCAUCCUGUCCCCAUCUGCUCCUCCACCCAACACCCUUCACCUCUCCCCGUUUCUCUUCUUCCUCUAUCCAUUCCCCAAGAAAGCUCUUUUGUGCCAUGUUGGUGCAAAGCUCUCUUGUCCGGUUCGAGCAAAGUGAGUGAUUGAGUGCUUGCCUUGGAGGAUCAGCUGCGGAGCAUAUAGUUGGUACAGCUUUAAUUAUUUUGCUUCUUCGUGGAUCGUAAUGACCGGGAGCUGCAGCAACGAGCCCGGCGCAUCCGAGGCGGACGAGGUCGGGGACGCAUCCGAGGCCAACGAUGGGAGGCCGGUGUCAGCUGGAUCGACCGACGACUCGCAGCCCGUCCGGUCUUCGGCUCCAUGUCCCAAGAGAUGCCGGCGGGCGGUGCAGAAGCGGGUGGUGACGAUGCCGAUCAGCGAGGCGAAGGGCGGCGGCGAGGGGGCUCCGCCACCGGAUUCGUGGACCUGGAGGAAGUACGGCCAGAAGCCUAUUAAAGGUUCACCUUAUCCCAGGGGUUACUACAGGUGCAGCAGCUCCAAGGGGUGCCCGGCGAGGAAGCAGGUGGAGCGGAGCCGCGUCGACCCAGCCGUGAUCGUGGUUACCUACUCCUUCGAGCACAACCACACCUGGCCGGUCCCCAGGAACCACCACCACAAGCACGCCGCGGCACGACCCGAGGAGCAGCUGGGCCAAUCCGGCACGCCGGACUCCGCGGAGCGCGACGAGAAAUUCUCCGAUCCGAUCGCAGAGGAGGAGUCGGCGCUCACGGUCGACGCGCGUGGCGGCUUCCCGUGGUUUGCCGACGUCUGCUUCACGCCCUCGGCCUCCCCCUCCGUCGAUAACUCCCACGAGCUGCUCUACGGGUCGGUCAUCUUCGCCGGGGCCGCGGCCGCGCUGCCCGAGGAACUGGAGGAGCAGGCCGCGGGGGGAGGCGGGGGGGGCGAGGAGGACUCGCUGUUCGCCGGGCUCGGAGAACUGCCGGAGUAUUCGGUGGUGCUCCGCCGGGGGCUGGUGCCGGCGUCGUGGCUGGGGACCACCGGGUGACGGUCACCCCCGCCGUCGAUCCGAUCGAGAAGAGCAGCCGUGCGGCGUACGAUUGGCGGAUCUUCCUUCCUUUGUAGUUAACGUACAUAGAUCGUCCUCUUCUUGAUUUCUUUUCCCCUUUUCCGGCUUCUUCCCUCUUUUUAUCUUUUUUACCUACACGUUGUUGGCUCCAAUAAUGAAUUCCUGUUAUACA